UUGCUGCUGGUUAGUUUAUUAAAUAUCACGAGAAAAAAAUACUAAAAAAAGUUAUCCAAAAAGUGCUUAAAACAACAGCAACCGAUUAAAAAAUUACAUUAUUUGGUUUUCUCAAAUCUAAACUCUACCAACUAAGAUAGCAGCUUAGCAAAACUUAAUUAGUUUGAGUAAAACGUUUUUGGAUAAUAAGGAGCUACACACGAAAAGCCUAUAACUGUCAUCGCGGUAGAAGAAGCCUUAACGUUUAAGGUAUAUUAUGGAAGAAAAAUGUGUGGACGAAUUUGAAGCAGUUGCAAUAAAUUUAUCCAAAUCAAGUGAUUCAACAUCCGCAUUUAGGCUUAAUCCAGCCAACUUUUCUGCCAAGUCAAUAAAACCAUACUUUUUGUCAUCGUCGUCGUCUUUAGAGGGGACGACGAGUGCAACGACUAGCACAUCCAAACUAUCAUCAUCUCCGCCUCUGUCGUCCAGUAUAUACUGUUCAGAGAAUAUAUCGCCUAAUUGUAAAAGCGAGAAAAGUGUAGAUUUCUAUAAGCCAACAACAAGUCGUGGCUCCAUGUCGCUACUACAAGAGGAGGAGUUCGAAACAAAUUCACAGCAUGCUUUCGCCGAAGUUGUCCUUGACGAUGAAACCACCACAUCCGGUGUAUUGGAGGCCUAUGAAAUAAGUUCUUCGAAUUUAUUGCCGCCAACGUCUUCGCAUGGAGAUGAUGAUGACGACGACGAAUUAACAUUGGAGCAUGUGCCAGUAGCUGAUGACAAUAGUUCGUCAACAGACACCAUACAAAUAAUAAAAUUGUCGUCGGAUUCUUCUACUGGCUCAUCGGCGGGCAAUAAUGGCUUCUAUAACUCAUCCGAAGUCCAUGUGAUCAAAGAUGACGAUGAUGAGGAAGACGAAGACGACGAAGGUGAUGACGAUAUCGAAGAGGAUGAUGAGGAAGACUAUGUUGAGGAUCAAGAGGCAGUGAUUAUUGAUAAUAACGUGGACAAUGAGGUUAUGAUUGAUGAUGACGAAGAGGAUGAUGAUGACAUAGAGGAAGAUGAUAUGAAUUCUACAAAUCAAUCAGCCAACAGAUGUUCCCAAAUAAAUGUCUCCUCAGUUCGUGCCACAGCCAAUGCCAUAAAUAAUGGUGUCAUAAUGAGCACCAAUGGGAACAUGAUAUUCCUGGAAACGCCCGUGGUUGAUGAACAGCAGCAUUCGCUGCAUAAUCCUCAAACGACUGCAUCAUCGCAAGUAUCCAAUGAAUAUGUUAGUGAUAAAAAUGUCGUUCCCAAACGCCUGAGUGAUGAAUUUUCUAGAGGAUCAGGCGAAGUGGGCGAUGAAACUCCUUCUUCGUCGUCGGCUGUUGGCAGCAGCAAAAUCCUGCAUCAGCCUAAGGAGUUAGUAUACGAAUUGACAGAAUCUCAAGUAUGCUCGGAAAAUGAACACAUGUCGUCCCGCUUGAAAAAUAUGAACUUGAAUCAUACCAAUUGUAAAAAUACUCAGGAUUUACCGACUAGUAGUUCGAAAACGGCAACAUCAUCCUCACCCCAAGCGUCGUCGUCCAUUGUCAUGUCAACAUUGCCCGCUAUAGAAUCAAUGGAUUUAUUAGAACGUCGUGAUUUUGAGCAAGAGCAACGUUUGACAGGUGGCAUUAUACUGAAGACAAGUGCGUUUAGCAAGGAUGGCAUGUUGCAGUUAGGUUUGGUGAAAUCACGAAUCAUGAACAACGAAGACCGAAUAGCGGAGGAGCAUGCCACAAGCAGCAUAACACGUGGAUUUUCAUCGGAUAGCAAAUGUACCUACAAAGAUUUAUCUGCCACGCCAACAAGUAGUCGAAAAUUUAAUGUACGCCUGACCAAAUCAACUGCCAAAAUGAAUUUGAGCAACACUCUAAGUCAUAAUCAGCAACUGCAGUUGCAACAGCAACAGCAGCAACAACAACAAAAGACAUCACACUACAGCACUGAACUAAAAAACCGAACAAUCUCGUCCUCUGUGAAUCCCUCCUCAUCCUCUUCCGCCUCUGCCUCAACUUCAACCUCCACAUCCUCGAACUCUACAUCGGUGAUUGUAGAAGCAGCUUCUACGCUGGGUUCGGACGUCUAUUCGAAUUCCAAUUCAAACGAUAGUCUAAUAUCCCGACCCACAUACACCAGCACGGCAAUAACUAGUAAACAAGCCAACCAAUUACGCCAAGAAAAGCCAAGUCAACAAGAUAAUCCUGGUCCCUCCACAUCAACUUCGUCAUCAUCAACAUCAUCGUUAUCGUCUGCAACAAUUAAGCCUUCUUCAUCAUCAUCGUUGUCCUCCUCCUCAUCAACAUCAUCUUCGGUUGUGGUCCGAGUAUUUGAAAAUGGUUGUAGUCGCACCAGUGCCAUACAACCCCUUGUGAGUAAUUCUAAUCAUAACAGUAAUUCAUCCACAAAUGAGCACCAAGACGAUGACGUUCAGCCCUCAACAUCGUCGGCAAGAUGUCAGUACGCCCCGCCACCCAGAAGUCACAGACAAGUCAAUGCAAGCGCUCAAACUAAUGAAAAAUAUUUGUCACGUUCUUCAAAUCCCAGCAGCGGUAGCAUUGGUAACAGCAAUGCUGUCGCGAAUGAUGUGUGUCUGGGUGGCGGCAUCUCCAGCGGUAACUCCACGGCGAGCCGAACGAGUGGUAGUCGUCGUUCCGAGAUAUCACAAAAUCUUAUAAACGACUUGCGAAUGUUAAAUGAAUUGGAUAACAACUUUACAUUCAACCAUCAAAAUUCUAGUUGGUUCGAUUGUGAGGAUAAUAAUUCAGAUGUUGAGGAAAUUUGCACCUGUCAUCAGAGCCUGCUUGGUGAUGGCAGCAGUCAUGGUGGCAGCAUGAGUGACUUGAACGACGGGGAUGAUUUGGACACAUCACAUGUCUAUGGCGGCAAAGAUGCUGGAGGGGAUUUGUCCUAUAACAUUAUGCAAAAUCUUUCCAUAUCAGAAGAUGUGUCGUCGGCAUCUCCCGAAUGUAAUAUCAAUCGGAAACGCAAAUACCAGGAUAGCCGUCUGCUGGAUCAUGACUAUAACUCAACAAUCAUCACGGGAAGUGGCGGCGGCGGUGGCACUGGUGGCGUCACAGCCUUGGAGAGUAAUAGUCGUAAACGCAUAGCAUACGACUAUGCAUCUACGCCCCGCUCCUCACAGACAAAUUCCUCCAGUGGUCUGGUCCAUGUUUCAAGCGCUUCCGUUGCCCCACUUGCCACAUCGGCCACUGGCUCACCUUUGGGUAGACGCACACCGCGUUCCUUGAUUCCCACACGCGACAAUCCUCCGCCCGAAUUACAACAAUGGCUUUUGCAAUUCCAACGCUGGUCUCAUGCAGAACGUCUGCUGGCCGUGGACCGCCUGAUAGAGCAUUGCGAACCCACUCAAGUUCGCCAUAUGAUGAAAGUUAUCGAACCACAAUUUCAGCGAGACUUUAUAUCGUUAUUACCUCGAGAAUUGGCUUUGCAAGUUCUAUCCUAUUUGGAUCCUCAGGAUCUGUUGAGGGCUGCCCAAACGUGCCGAAGUUGGCGAUUCCUCUGCGAUGAUAAUCUACUAUGGAAGGAGAAAUGUCGUCAGGGCCAAAUUCUAACAGAGCCACGCACGGAUCGUCCAAAACGGGGACGAGCGGGAAAUAUGCCACCUAUAGCAUCACCUUGGAAGGCUGCCUACAUGCGCCAGCAUAUAAUCGAAAUGAAUUGGCGUUCGAGACCCAUAAGACAACCUAAAGUACUGAAGGGUCACGAUGAGCAUGUCAUAACAUGCUUACAGUUCUCGGGUAAUCGCAUUGUGUCUGGAUCAGAUGACAACACACUAAAAGUGUGGUCAGCUGUUACCGGCAGAUGUUUGCGUACUCUAGUGGGUCAUACGGGCGGUGUGUGGUCCUCCCAGAUGUCCGGCAACAUUAUAAUCUCAGGUAGUACAGAUCGAACACUUAAAGUGUGGGACAUGGAAACGGGCCAAUGUGUGCAUACGCUAUUGGGCCAUACCUCGACUGUACGCUGUAUGCAUUUGCAUGGCAAUAAAGUUGUUAGCGGUUCAAGAGAUGCCACUUUACGAGUUUGGGAUAUUGAACAGGGAACAUGUAUGCGGGUGUUAGUGGGGCAUUUGGCAGCGGUACGUUGUGUGCAAUAUGAUGGAAAAUUAAUUGUGUCUGGAGCCUAUGAUUAUAUGGUUAAAAUUUGGCAUCCAGAGAGAUCCGAGUGUCUACAUACUCUUCAAGGACAUACAAAUCGAGUAUACUCAUUACAGUUUGAUGGCAUUCAUGUUGUAAGUGGUUCAUUGGACACAUCUAUUCGUGUUUGGGAUGUAGAGACUGGCAAUUGUAAACAUACUCUAAUGGGUCAUCAAAGUUUGACGUCAGGCAUGGAAUUGCGGGAAAAUAUUUUAGUAUCGGGCAAUGCUGAUUCCACGGUGAAAGUGUGGGACAUAACUACUGGCCAAUGUCUACAAACAUUAUCGGGCCCCAACAAACAUCAAUCAGCUGUUACCUGUUUGCAAUUUAAUUCCCGCUUUGUUGUUACCAGCUCGGAUGAUGGUACCGUUAAGUUAUGGGAUGUUAAGACUGGUGAAUUUAUAAGAAAUUUAGUAUCGCUUGGUUCGGGUGGUUCCGGAGGUGUUGUAUGGCGGAUAAGAGCAAAUGACACCAAACUGAUAUGUGCGGUGGGUUCACGCAAUGGUACCGAAGAGACAAAAUUAAUGGUACUUGAUUUUGAUGUAGAGGGAGCUUGUGUCAAAUGUUCAUAGGAAAGAGAAGUACUCAUACAAAUAGUUGUUAUAACCGCCACCAUAAUCAUGAUAAUGAUGGAACAAUGCGCACAUAUCCUAUUAAAUGGUUAUGAUGGUGAUGAGGACGUUCAACAAGUUGAUAUAAAAAUGCUAAUUAUGUAAAGAAGCCUAUUUGUGUUUUAAGCCAAACAAAACCGAAAACCCAAAACCCAACAUUUUUAGGGGAAAAGUAAGUGGUGUAGUUUAACAUAACAAGCAGCAGAAAAGCAAAAGCUUUAUAAGCUUAAUUUAAACAAUUUAAGAGACAAAGGCAUUCAAGCAUAGGCGACAGCAAGAACAUCAUAAUAAGACAACAUAUACAUAAGAGAGCAGACAACAAUUUCCAUUCUCUUGCUCUCUGCCUCAUUCACUCUCUCACUAUUGCAAUAUUGGAAUGAAGUGUGGCAAAAACAAAUAUGUUUGUCCUUCUAUUGAGACUUUUUAAUUGAAAUUUUGUUAAUUGAUUUGUUGUUGCCUUUUUUAGUUGAAUUUUUCAAAUUUAUUUGUAUUGUCUUGUACUGCUUUACAAAACAAACUCACACACACACACACACACACAUAAAAUGAUAUGUUUUUGCUUACAACAGAACUGAUAUUUGAUAAUUUUUGUUAGAAAACAAAGUUUAAGCAACAGCGUUUUUUUUGUAGCUUUAUGAUUACGUUUAUGAUUAAUUAAUCGCUUAGUUUAAAGAAAGAGUUUAAUGAAGUAUUUGAAUAGCAACCAUUAACAAAUAGAAAUUUCUUCCUUUUAUUUUUUUAGACUUUUUGACGCCCUUUAUACACAAUUAUGUUUAUGUGUCUCUCUGUUACGUUAUUACAUUAAUUUGUGUCUUUCGUUUUCCCCUUACUUACAUACAUAUAUAGACUUGUUUCUUAAUUAAAUUUUGAAUAUACAUCAUAUAUCUAUGUAUGCAUUAUUGUUCUUUACAUGUUUUCACAUUUUACACAAUUUACUUUAAAGAAGAAAAAACAAAAAAAAAACAAAACGUAUAUAUUUUCUAAAUAUAUAAUAUAAAAUCAAUUAAGCUUCCAAAUGUCCAAAACAAACAAAAGCGUGUUAUAACCAUAUUGUAGAUGAAUUUGUUUUUUGUUAUUUUAAAAUUAUUUUUUUUUCUAUGAAUUGUUUGAGAAUUCGUUUUGUAUUAGUUUAAAUGAACACAACAGUUACAUAGAAAUCACAAUGCGAAUAUCAUGUCAGAGAAAUGAAAACACUAGCAAAGCGCAGGCUUAUUUUGGGAUUUUGGGGAGGUUUAAAAUUAGAUGAAAGAUUUAGUUUGCCAACAAAUAGGUAGGAAGUGUUUUAGGUUUUUUGAUGUUUCUACAUGACCCUACUUUCUGUUUAUAUGUCUUUUAAGGUUUGAGCCUGAUACAACUAGAAGGUAAAGGCAUAUAAGCCCAGCUGAUCAAAUGUUGCAAUUUCAGAGUUGUAUCCAAAUCCCAGUAAAACGUCAAAUGCUAUUUUUGGAUUUAAAAGGUUUUUUACAUUUUGUUUCUUUUUCACAUUUUUAUCUUAUGAAUUUAUAAUUUACCGGUUUUUAAUCAUAACUCUUUUGAUCUUGUGGCCGCUACACAUGAUAAUGCAAAUAAAAACUAGAAUAUCAAUUUGGCAGUACAGAAGUUUGACAGGCUAGUAGGAAUUUGCGCCACUAUCCUCACAGGGUUGUAUCGAUGCUUGUUGUUGGGCUUAUGACUUUACCUUAUAAUUGUACCAAGGGUUUGAGGAGGUGGGAAAUGAAUUAAAAUAUUCUUUUUGAUUAAUAUCCAAAAAUUUUCUUUUAAAGGAUGAUUCCUAAAUACAUAGCUCUGAAACUUCUGAUGAUUGAAGAAAGCAGAUCGCAUUACUUCUUGUGGGUAAUAAAGUUACCAACCAAGGAUGAAAGAUACAGUAUGACAAAUUAUAUUGAAAAAGUACAUUUUAGGCGAAAAAAAAAUCGAGUUGCAUCGAUUGAUAGUGGAUCCAAGUAUACAUUUUUUGCUGAAAAAUUGUCAAACAAAGAGAAAAGAACCACCAACAAUAACCAAUAAAUGUGUGAACUGAUCGCUUUGUAAUGAUAAACACUUUUGAAGAGAUUGAUAUACGGAUUGUAUAGGGGCCCUAAGUUUGUCGCUUUGACUUCAUAAAUUUCUAAGCAAAUCUAACGUCUCUCAAAUGUUGUCUAUACUGUGGAAAACAACAUAAAAUAACGGAAAAACUGAACGUAUUAUGAAGAAGAGGCAAAAAGAAAAGACAAGUGCAUCGGCUUUUUGAAAGUUUUCAGCUGGAAGUAACCUCACAAGAGGGAAUAAUUCCUCCCUUUUGUGCUUUUUUUUUUUGUAAAUAUUCAAACAAAACAUAUUUUAGGGUUAAAGUGCUGCCUUUUCUAAGUUGGUGCCUAAUUUGCUCAUUAUUCUUCAUUUAAGAGGAAUGAAAUCAAGGACGAUUGCAUCGAAAGUCGCCGAACACAAAAUUCUAUUCGUUAUAGAAUUUUAAACCUUUUUAGUCCCUCGUGGGUGGGAUUUAUUUUCAUACGGUACCAUUUCUCGUGUACCGAGACACUUAUAAGAAUAAAUAGAGAUAUCGCCUGUGAUUAUUUUUAACAUCAUUGUGUGCAGAUAUAAACAGGGUAUUCUGUUCAGUUUGACAGCGCGGAAUGCGUCGGCGAAACGUUGGAGAAAAAUUUAACAAAAUUUAGUACUUUGCUUAUAGUGAGGAAAAUGGCAAAAAGCAAUUAGUGGCAACGCUUGAAAACAUUGUCGGCAACAUUUUUGGUUGGUCUUUUUCUUUUUGUUAUUUUAUUUAUUUGCUAAAAAAUUAUACCAUAAGUGCAGAUGAAAAACGUCUUUCGGUAUCAAAACAAACAAAACAAAUGAUCAAAUUUCGCUCUUGCAAAAAUUGAACAUUUCAACGACUAUUCCGAAAGCAGAAUAGAAUACCAACCCAUAGUGACUCGCGCGAUAGAAAAUGUUUGCAGGGUCAUCACCAUACGUUAUUUUAAAUCAACAACAUAUAACACAACUCAAAAAGAGAGAAUAGAAUGUAACACAAUUGAAAAAGAAUGAAUCUGUUAAUCUCAUCUCACAAUCACAACAGCAACGAAAAUAGAGCAAAUGUUCUUACUACUGAAUGAACAGAACUGAAAGCGCUUAAGUGGGUAUUUUAUUGAAUUUAUUGAGGUUUUUUAACUAAACAAAAAUUGUUUUUUUUCUACAUCAUAAACAACUAUUUAGUAUCCCUGUUUUUUGUUGUGAUCUUUCAUUUUGUUCUUGACAUGUAACCGUGUUACAAACCAACAAUUUGUUAGAGCCGUUCUACGAUGUGACAGUGUUACGAACAAAGUGUAUCAAGAUGUAAUCAUCAAAAACAGUUUAUGGAUAUUAAGCAAUGUGAGCUAAAGAGCAAGCUCGUUCCGGUCCACAGUAUUAUAGUCAUACUGUGCGGGUUGGCACCAACCUUCUUCUUUGUUUACAGGGCUUAGAGAUUUCAUGAUUUAAAACCACAUAAUAAACAUAAUUUUUUGUUGUAGCUUGUGACACUAACUCAAAGAACCUCACACAAGAGAAAGUAUGAGCCUUCUGUAAUCCAGAAAGAAGUAAAGAGGGACAACAUACUUCACGCAAUCGUAGGAUAGGCAAAGAUUGUCUAAAAAAGGAAAUUAGGACAAAAAUAACAAAGAAUCUUGUACAUAUCGAAGAAAAUGACGCACAUAAUCGAAUUUUAAACUUUUUUAGUCCCUAUUUAGUCUCUCAUGGGCAUAUAUCUCCAAGUGGAAUUAUUUCUCCUAUACCGAGACACUAAUUAGACUAAAAAAUUAUUUUCAACUUCAUUGUUGUUGUUGUAACAGUGUGUAGUACACUGAGGCGGCAGCCCUUUCCGUUGAAAAAAUUCAUCGGGUCAAUCCGGUACGUACAACCGGCUGCCAUGGGAUUGCAACUUCCUUGUGUGCAGAUUUAGUGACUCGCGCGAUAGAAAAUGUUCCAAAACAAUUAAUGCAGAUUAAGCAACACAAAGUAUAACAAAUAAUUUAAGCGUGUUUUUUUUCGUAAUCUAAUAAAUCGCGGAAAUUUGCAUAAAACCACGCUUACACACUGAUCAUUACAACUUGUUUCAAUGGCUCAGUCCAUGGUACAAUUAAUUAUAAUAAAUUAAUUAGUGCAUUCUGGACUCAGUCAUCUGUUGAUGUUAGUCCUAAAUCCGGUUUUAAUGAGCAGUCUAAACGGGGUUUUAUAUACAUUUUUAUUAGAAUCUAUAAAUUGGCCUACGCUAUUUACUUUUUGAAAAUAACUCCAUGCAAAUGUUGCCCGACUAACCGGUGUUGCCACCCGCCCGCAAAUUAAACAACUUUUGUACGGUAUGUGGCUAUUCUUCAAACAAUAUUCGAAACAAACAGUGGUGCCACCCCGAAAUACUUGACUCAUAAACAAUUAACACUUAACAAUUAACAUAAUGGUGAAGAAGUCUAGGUCAAAAGUAAAGCUCUUAUAAAUGCCAAACAGUACUGGCCAAAAUGAAAAUAAGAAAAGAAGUAUGCGUGAAUUACUCUCCCUAAUUUUUAUACCCUCCACCAUAGGAAGGGGGUAUACUUAUUUCGGCAUUCUGUUUGUAAAACCUCAAUAUAUGCGUCUGAGACCCCUUAAAGUAUAUAUAUUCUUGAUCGUCAUGUCAUUUUAAGUCGAUCUAGCCAUGUCCUGUCUGUUUAUUGAAAGCACGCAAUUUCGAAUGAGUAAUGCUAGCCGCUUCAAAUUUUGCACAAAUACUUUUUAUUAGUGUAGGUUAGUUGGGAUUGUAAAUUAGCCAAAUCGGUCCAUGUUUUGAUAUAGCUGCCAUAUGAACCGAUCUUGGGUCUUGACUUCUUGAGCAUCUAGAGGGCGCAAUUCUUAUCCGAUUUGACUGAAAUUUUGCACGUGGUGUUUCGGUAUCACUUCCAACAACUGCGCUAAGAAUGAUUAAAAUCGGUCCAUGUUUUGAUAUAGCUGCCAUAUAAACCGAUCUUGGGUCUGGACUUCUUGAGCCUCUAAAAGGGGCAAUUCUCAUCCGAUUGGACUGAAAUUUUGCACGUAGUGUUUUGAUAUCACUUCCAACAACUAUGUUUAGUAUUAUUCAAAUCGGUUCAUAAUUUGUUACAGCUGUUAUAUAAACCGAUCUAGGAUAUGGACUUCUUGAGCCAAUAGAGCGUGCAAUUCUCAUCCGAUGUGGCUGAAAUUUCGCAUGAGGGCACAAUAACUGUGCCAAAUAUGGCGCAAAUCGGUACAUAACCUCAUAUAGCAUCCAUAUAAACCAAUCUGGCAUCUUGACUUCUUGAGGGCGCAAUUCUCAUUCGAUUUGGAAGAAAUUUUGUACAACGAUUUCUCUCAUGACCUUCAACAUAGCUUGAUGCAGCUCCCAUAUAAACCGAUCUCUCGAUUUUGCUUCUUGAGCCCCUACAAGGCGCAAUUCUUAUCCGAAUGAACUGAAAUAUUACACAAUGACUUCGACAAUGUUCAGCAAUCAUUUAUGGUUCGCAUCGGACUAUAACAUGAUAUAGCUCCAAUAGCAUAACAAUUCUUAUUCAAUAUUCUUUGUUUGCCUAAAAAGAGAUACUGCGUAUAUAAGAUUCGGUCCGGCCGAACUUAGCAUGCUCCUACUUGUUUACAUUACUCUCUUUGAAUGAAAAUACAUUUAUCCGACAAAAAGGUUCAUGUUUUUUUUAUAAAAAAAAAUAAUAUUUAACAAAAUUAUUAAUCUUUUCUUCCUUAAGCCUAGUGCUAACUUCGAAUUUUCAAACGAACAACUGUCAAAACGCGCAAUAAAAAAAGGCGACGAAGAUAAUGCGAUGACAUACCGUAAAAGUGGUACUUAGUUCUAUAAGCAAUACAGUAGCGACAUGUCGCCGCAUCAGGAUAAAUUUCGCACAAUUUUAAUUGCAAAUGUAAUUAAAUGCUCACGAAAUGGGCCGUACUCUGCUUCAAUAAUGUUGUCUUGUUGUUUGACUUUUGUUUGUGUUCUGACAGAGAAAAAGAGUCCGUUGCAUUUCGCAAGAAUUUAGACAUUAUCUAGAAUUUAAUCAGAAAAAACAUUGUCUUUUUUAUUAAUGAAAACACAAAAAUGAUGCGUGCACCCAUGCGCUUGUUCAUUCGUUGCUGUCUGAAUAACGAGUGAAACAAAGAGCAUAAGCGUACGUGUGAAUUGAGAAUAGAAUCUAGUGUAAAGAAAAUUUCAAUUUUGACCACCACUGAUGCAAAAUAAAAGUGAAUGGUUACAUUCUUUUCUCUGGUAUCUAUCUGGUAUAAAAUCUCAUCUUCGUUUCCAUAAAUGCACCAUUUCUUUUCUACCACCUUCAGCUCUUUGAUAGUGUUGGUGCUUAAGAGAGCCAUUUUGUAAAAUUUCUCUUUAACUUGUUGAUCUUCUCAUAAUGCAAUAUGUAUUUGUUGUAUAAAAGCAAAAUUGGCAAACUCAAAGCCCCAUACACGUCAAACUAGUUGCUAAACUUAGAGCAAAAUUCAGUGGUAUAAUAGAGCUUUCGGCUUUUAAAUCUCCUCAUUAUUCUACAACAAAGCAAACCGAUCAGCAUUAAUAUUUAUAAACAUACGUGUGUAUGUUUAUAGUAAUAUGAUUACAUUAUGUGUGAACAUAUAGUGUUAUUUCCAUUAUUGUUACUAUUUCAUAGAAAAAGAUCUUCCCUUCGAUAUUCGCAUAAAAACAAAUAUAAGAGAAAACUGUUUGCAAUUAUUUUCUAUUGAUUUCCGCAUUAAUGCUCGUCCUUUUUCACAAAACCUCCUCCUUCUUUCUAACCCCUCACUCCAUAACAAGAAGGCGUCGUCCAUUAGAAAAAAAAGAAAUGAUUCCACUAAAAAGUUAUAAAAUGAAGUAAGCCCAAAUUAUUGCCUGUAAAAAUCAAUACUACUAAUGUACACAAAAUAAUACAUACAAACAAAUUCUUAUAUAUAAAUAUAAGUAAAUAUAAAUUAAAUAAAUUAAUAAUUCCAUUUCAAUUUGCCUGAAUUGAACAAACAAACAAACCUACAUGAUAAAUGCAUACACAUACAUACAGUAAAAUAUAUAUAUAUAUAUAUGGGUAUACAGCAUAAUAAGUAAGAGGAUGGGUGGCAUACAGAACCAUAUACAUAAAUAGCUUUCUCAUUUAAAUCAUACACUCCAAAAGAAAACAACAAACAAAAAAAAAACAAUAAUUAAAUUAGUUAGUACAAGCGUACAAAAUAUUGUAAUCAUUAUGAAUAAGCAACACCAACAAUAUCCUCUUCCGCGCCGUCGUACAUACACACAUACAAACAUGCAUAUAAAAUAUAGUCAGUAAAUAAAACAACAUCAUCCUCUUCUUUAGGACACCUUCAAAAUAUUGACAGCCAGGUUAAUGCAUAAUAAAAACAUCAUAAAUGCUCUUAUGCCGUUUAAAUCUUUUGAACAAACAAACGCCCAAUUAACAAAAAUAUGAAAAUAAUAUAUUAAAGAAAAACGGCUAUCCAAGAACUACACUGCUUCUGGCAGAGAAAAUAAUGGAAUAAUAAUAAAGAAAAACAAAAAAUCAAUUCAUUUGAAUGUUUAUAAAAAAAAAAACAACCACAAGUAUAAGUUAAAAAGUAAUAAUAUAAAUAAUACUACAAAAUAUUUUAAUUAUAGACUGAUUUAUUAGUAACUAAUCUAUAUAUUUUAAUAAUACAUUACAUUAUAAUAAUAAUAAACAAAGCCUACAUUAAAAUACAAAUACAUAUAUCUCUACUACCUUUAAAAACAAAAUCAUA
Messenger RNA from Stomoxys calcitrans (stable fly), 12463 nucleotides. It is a transcript of the gene ago, whose product is annotated as F-box/WD repeat-containing protein 7. The record is from RefSeq and is a predicted model, not a curated record. Gene Ontology annotation, molecular function: ubiquitin binding. The transcript has 7 exons. Gene Ontology annotation, biological process: ubiquitin recycling; proteasome-mediated ubiquitin-dependent protein catabolic process. Gene Ontology annotation, cellular component: cytoplasm; nucleus. NCBI's taxonomy places the organism in Eukaryota, Metazoa, Arthropoda, Insecta, Diptera, Muscidae. Bases 257 to 4726 code for a protein of 1489 amino acids.